GAGAAACAUUUGGAAAAAUUUGAUCAGUUUUUCAUUUAUAUUUCCAGUUUAAACAGAUAAGAGAAAAAUUCCUGCAGCAGGUUUAUCAUCAGUAGAACCAUCAAAACCAUCAGAACCAACAGAACCAUCAGAACCAGUGGAUCCAGUGGAUCCAGUGGAUCCAGUGGAUCACCUGCUGCUCUGCUCCUGUCAGGUCAAUCUGCCCGGUAACAGGUGACGUCACCAGGUGAUUCUCCGUCUGGUUGCAGCUUCAGGCUCUCAGUUCAUCUCCUGACCUGCAGCAAUGAGUCGCUCUCUGGUUCUGCUCCUGGUUCUGGUUCUGGUUCUGGUCCAGACUGCAGUUGGCUUCAUGUGUCAGGAAUUGUUCCUCUGCCAGUUCAACUCCUCUGCGCUGCAGGACGUUCACUACAGAUACUCCUACGUCUACAACAAGGUGGAGUUCAUUCGCUUCGACAGCCAUGUUGGAUCCUUCGUUGGUCUGAACUCGUUUGGUCAGAAACUGGCAGCAAACUGGAACAACGGCAGCGACUGGCUGAACGUCAUGAAGAAACCAGAUGGACAGAUGGACAGAGAGGCUCUAUGGCUUAAUGGAGCCAACAUGGCGGUCUGCCGCUUCACGUUGGGGUCUGGAGAGACGAUUUCCUGCCUGGUGGAGCAUCUGAGCUUGAAGGAGCCGCUGAGCAUCGACUGGACUCCGCCCCCUGGUCGACCCAUGCCUGAGUCGGAGAAGAUCAAAAUUGCAUUUGGAGUUCUAGGACUGAUCGUGGGUCUGGUUUUGUUUCUGACUGGAUUCAUCUACUACAAGAAGAAAGCAGGAGCUCUGCCUCCCAUCCUGUCCAUGAACUGAGGAUCAGAACCGGACCCAGAGAACCGGAUCCAAAGAACCGGACCCAGACAUCCGGACCUGAAGCCCGGUUCUGAUCCUGAUCUUCAUCAUGAAUCUUCACUGAAGCUCCAGAUAAUCAUGUUUAGAGUUAAAAUGUUUCAUUUUCCUCCAGUUUUCAGCUCCUUCGUCUCCAUGAUGCAGGAAAACAUUUCAUGUAAAGUGGAAAAAUCAGAUCAUAUAAAUCUGUUUAUUAUUAAUAAUAUUUUUUGUCAUUUUG
Molecule: messenger RNA, 1103 nt
Organism: Poeciliopsis prolifica (blackstripe livebearer)
Lineage: Eukaryota; Metazoa; Chordata; Actinopteri; Cyprinodontiformes; Poeciliidae
Product: HLA class II histocompatibility antigen, DR beta 5 chain-like
Exons: 5
Coding region: 284-847 (187 amino acids)
Biological process (GO): immune response; antigen processing and presentation
Cellular component (GO): MHC class II protein complex; membrane
Source: RefSeq, a predicted model, not a curated record